Botrytis deweyae is the source of this 4656-nucleotide messenger RNA. RefSeq lists its product as uncharacterized. Gene Ontology annotation, molecular function: amylo-alpha-1,6-glucosidase activity; 4-alpha-glucanotransferase activity. Lineage: Eukaryota; Fungi; Ascomycota; Leotiomycetes; Helotiales; Sclerotiniaceae. The transcript is spliced from 3 exons. The record is from RefSeq and is a predicted model, not a curated record. Bases 1 to 4656 code for a protein of 1551 amino acids. Gene Ontology annotation, biological process: glycogen biosynthetic process; glycogen catabolic process.
AUGGUUUCCAACGAAAUCUAUCUACUCCCUCUCAAGGAUGAUGGGAGUCCCGAUGUAUCUGGAGGAUAUAUCUAUCUGACACCUAAAGGCACAGAGCCAAUAACUGUCCGUUUUGCUAUUGAGGGAACAUCUUCGAUAUGUCGAGAAGGCAGUCUUUGGGUGAACAUUCCCGAGGAAGGUGUGGAGUUUCAACGAGACCAGUUCCGUGAAUUCAAGUUGGAACCAGACUUUAAUCGUACCAUUGAAAUCUCGAUACCCAUUCAUUCAGCUGGCGCAUUCGCAUUUUACACCACAUAUAAAGCUCUGCCGGACUUGGAUGAUACAAAUACCGCUCCCAUCGAAACCACCAAAUCCCCAGUAUACUACAUUGAUGUUGCUCCAACUUUGAAGCUGGAAGGCAGGCAGUUGCCUUUGCCUGCAUUGUCAGUCUUCUCUGUCAUUUCAAAAUUCAUGGGAAAGUACCCCAAGGAUUGGGAAAAGCAUCUCCGGGGGAUCAGUGAGAGAGGUUACAACAUGGUUCAUUUUACCCCCUUGCAAAAGCGUGGUGAAUCAAAUUCUCCAUACAGUAUAUAUGAUCAAUGCUCAUGGGACCCUGAGUGCUUCCCUAAUGGCGAAAAAGACAUCAAAAAACUGGUCAAGAGCAUGGAAGACAAUCAUGGUCUUUUGGGAUUGACCGAUGUGGUCUGGAACCACACUGCGAACAAUAGCGCAUGGCUUGAGGAGCAUCCAGAAGUUGGCUACAACGUGUCAACAGCACCAUGGUUGCGUUCGGCUUUAGAGUUGGAUACUAAAUUGCUAGAAUUUAGUAAAGAUCUUGCCAAGCUUGAUCUCCCAACUACACUCAACUCUGUUGAUGAUCUGGUCAAAGUCAUGGCAGGCGUUAAAACCGAAGUCAUUGCCAAACUCCGUCUAUGGGAAUACUAUGUUAUCGAGAUCGAGAGAGAUGCCGAUGCAGUAGUAGAGGCUUGGGCAGCUAACAAGAUUUCAUUCCCCGAGGGUGGAUUCGGUGGAUCUGGUUUUGGUGGUUUAGAAGCUAUCAAGAAUGCCUCGGUUGCGGAACAGGCAACAUUCUUGAGAGAAAAAGGAAUGCUCAACACAGACAGACUUGGGGAAAGAUACAGAAGAAAGAUCAACCCAGAAGUUGGUGCAGCACUGCUCACAGCCUUGUUUGGAAGAUUCGAAGGCGAUAAGUCGAAUGGUGCCGAUCGUGCUGAAGCUCGAAGCCGUUUGACUAGCAUCUUGGACGAAGUCAACCUUCCAUACUACAAAGAAUACGAUGUUGAUGUUGCUGAGAUUCUCGACCAGCUGUUCAACCGCACCAAAUAUGUCCGUCUUGACGAUAAUGGCCCAAAACUCGGUCCAAUUGACGACAAAAAUCCUCUCAUUGAAACCUACUUCACCAGAUUACCCAAGAAUUCUACUACCUCUAAGCACAACCAAGAAGACCUUGCUUUGGCAAACAAUGGUUGGAUUUGGGCUGCAAAUGCACUUAUUGACAAUGCCGGUCCCAAAUCUCGUGCGUAUUUGCGCCGUGAAGUUAUUGUCUGGGGUGACUGUGUAAAGUUGCGUUAUGGAGAAUCUCGCGAAGACAGUCCCUUCUUGUGGGACUUUAUGGCGAAAUACACACGUCUCAUGGCAAACUAUUUCACCGGUUUCCGUAUCGAUAAUGCACACUCUACACCUAUUCAUGUAGCUGAAUUUCUUCUAGACGAGGCAAGAAGAAUUAGACCAAAUCUUUAUGUAGUUGCUGAACUCUUCACCGGGUCAGAAGAAAUGGACUACGUUUUCGUCAAACGUCUUGGUCUAAGUUCACUCAUCAGAGAAGCAAUGCAGGCUUGGAGUACUGGCGAAGUCAGUCGUCUUGUUCAUCGACAUGGCGGUAGACCUAUUGGUAGCUUUGAGGUCGACGAAGUAUCAGGUGCAGAACAGAAGACACCCCAUGGUAGAUCCAAUGGAUCGACACCCGGCAAAGAAAUCAUUCGCACCAUCAGAUAUACUCCAGUUCAUGCUCUCUUUAUGGAUUGUACCCAUGACAACGAAGUUCCAGCUCAAAAGCGUGAUGCUCGGGACACUUUACCAAAUGCUGCAUUGGUUGCCAUGUGUUCAAGUGCCAUUGGUAGCGUCAUGGGCUACGAUGAAAUUUAUCCCAAGCUAGUCGAAAUCGUUCAUGAAACGAGAUUGUACACUUCUGCUUCUUCCGAAAAGGAAGUCAAGAUUGGAGCUGGCGAAGGUGGCAUCGGUGGUGUUAAGAAACUUCUCAAUCAAAUCCAUAGUAUUAUGGGCAAGGAUGGGUACGCAGAAACAUACAUUCACCACGAAGAUCAGUAUAUUACUGUUCAUCGAGUGCAUCCCGAAUCUAGAAAGGGGUACUUCCUUAUCGCACAUACUGCUUUCCCUGGUUACGGCAACGGAAAUGGAGGUUUCAACCCAGUUCAUCUUGGGGGCACUAAGGCGAGCCAUCUUGGCAGCUGGAUGCUGGAAGUUGACACUUCUGAAGAGGCAAAGAAGGAGGCAUUAGGAGACAAGAAGUAUCUAAGAGGAUUACCUAGCAAAGUUUCUAAUCUUCCUGGAGUCCGUAUGGAAUACAAAGAUGGAGAAACAACAAUUUCCGUACGAGACAAAUUUCCUCCUGGAAGUAUUGCAUUAUUUGAGACUUGGAUACCUGCUGCUGAGCAUGCGACUGGUCUCGAUACAUUUGUUACCUCGGGAGCAAAGGCGGCAUUUUCCGAAUUGGACUUGGUUGAUUUGAACGUCGUCCUUUAUAAAUGUGAGGCGGAAGAGCUCGAUGCUAGUGAGGGUAAAGAUGGAGUAUACGACAUUCCUGGCCACGGUAAACUCGUAUAUGCUGGUUUACAAGGUUGGUGGAGUGUACUCAAGAAUAUCAUCAAAGACAAUAACUUGGGACAUCCCAUGUGCAACCACUUGAGAGAAGGACAAUGGGCACUUGACUAUAUCAUCGGUAGAUUGGAGAAAAUGUCAAACAGGUCCGGUUAUGAACGACUACAAAAGCCAACGGCUUGGUUGAAGGAACGUUUCGAUGCAAUUCGAAAAAUGCCAAGCUUUUUACUUCCCCGUUAUUUUGGUCUAGUCAUUCGAACUGCUUACCGAGCUGCCUGGGAGCGAAGUUUGGCAUUGAUGAAUGAGAAUGUCCGUGAGGGACAGUGGUUCUUACAAGAUUUAGCUAUGGUUAGCGUUCAACAGACUGGAUAUGUCAAUUCUGCAUCUUUGUACCCCAAGAAGGCAGUACCUUCUUUAGCAGCUGGCUUGCCGCAUUUUGCAGUCGAGUGGGCGAGAUGUUGGGGUAGGGAUGUAUUCAUCUCUGCAAGAGGUCUCUUCCUUGGUACAGGUCGCUAUGCUGAAGCAAGAGAACAUAUUCUCGCAUUCUCAAGUGUCUUGAAGCAUGGUAUGAUACCUAACUUGUUGAGCAGUGGAAACUUGCCACGUUACAACUCUCGAGAUUCAAUUUGGUUCAUGUUACAAACCAUUCAAGACUAUACCAACAUUGUACCAAAUGGAUUGGAUCUUCUGAAAGAGAAGGUCCCUCGACGAUUUUUACCUUACGAUGAUACCUACUUUGAUUCCGAUGAUCCAAGAGCAUACUCAAAGACAUCAGUCUUGGAGGAUAUUAUUCAGGAAUCUUUGCAACGACAUGCAUCCGGAAUGUCAUUCAGAGAAGCAAAUGCCGGUCCAAACCUCGACAUGCAAAUGAGUUCCGAGGGAUUUAACAUUGACAUUAAAGUUGAUUGGUCAACUGGUCUGAUAUUCGGUGGUAACCAACACAACUGUGGUACUUGGAUGGACAAGAUGGGAGAGAGUGAAAAAGCCAAGAGCAAAGGAGUUCCUGGUACACCUCGUGAUGGAGCUGCUAUUGAAAUCACUGGUCUCUUAUACAGUACUCUUCGCUGGGUAGCCGAACUUCACGAGAAAGGCAAGUACAAGUAUGCUGGCGUCAGCACUUCAGAUCCAAACAUGCAAGUCAUCACUUUCUCAGACUGGGCCGAUAAGAUCAAAGAGAACUUUGAACGUUGUUACUAUGUUCCAUUGGACGCUAAAGAUGACUCCAAGUAUGAUGUGAAUACUCCUAUUGUCAACCGAAGAGGUAUUUACAAGGAUCUGUACAAAUCUGGCAAAGAGUACGAAGAUUAUCAACUACGAUCAAAUUUCCCAAUUGCCAUGACGGUUGCCCCAGACCUCUUUGACGAUGCUCAUGCUCUGAAUGCCUUAUUUCUGGCGGAUAAAGUACUUCGUGGACCUACUGGUAUGGCAACUCUUGAUCCAGCUGAUCUUAAUUAUCGACCAUACUACAUCAACUCCGAAGAUAGUGAAGAUUUCUCAACUUCAAAAGGAAGAAACUAUCACCAAGGUCCAGAAUGGUUAUGGCCAACUGGUUUCUUCUUAAGAGCUUUGUUGAAAUUCGACCUCAAGAGAAGAAAGACUCCAGCGGCUAAGACGGAAGCUUUCCAACAAAUCACGAGAAGAUUGGCGGGCUGUAAAGAAGCUAUUGUUAAUAGUGAUUGGGCUGGUUUGACGGAAUUGACACAAAAAGAUGGAGCUUAUUGUCCUGAUUCGUCUCCAACACAAGCUUGGAGUGCAGGUUGUUUGAUCGAUUUGUAUCAUGAUGCUGCACAAUAUGACGUUUCUCAAUUAUCGAAAUAG